Molecule: messenger RNA, 6607 nt
Organism: Motacilla alba alba
Lineage: Eukaryota; Metazoa; Chordata; Aves; Passeriformes; Motacillidae
Gene: ZC3H12C
Product: zinc finger CCCH-type containing 12C
Exons: 6
Coding region: 421-2994 (857 amino acids)
Cellular component (GO): nucleus; cytoplasmic ribonucleoprotein granule
Molecular function (GO): RNA endonuclease activity; metal ion binding; mRNA binding
Source: RefSeq, a predicted model, not a curated record
GAGGUCGCCCGGUGGAGGUCGCCCGGGCGGCGGAGGCCGCAGCGCGCGGCGCUUCCCGGUGAGGGAGGAGACAGCCCCGGCCCUCUGCCCCGAGGGGCCGGCGGGGUCGCCCCGCGCCUCGGCAGGCCCCGUCCCUCCGGAAAGUUUUCCCCGACCUGUUCGCUGCCGACCCCGGCGGGAGCCGCUGGCCGAGGCGGCGGGGGCGGCCGUGCCCCGUUGCCAGCGCCGGGCUGGCCCGCCCGCUGCGCCGCGCCCCGCCCGCGGCCGUGCCGGAGCUGCGGCCGGCCCGGGGGACACGCAUACCCGCGCGCACCGGGAGCCUGACAAGGAAUUUAAAACUUGUUCCAGGAAUACGGAACACUUUAUAUUCAGGAAUACAAGAAAAACAGCAAAGUGGAGUCAAGUGCAUGCAGCAGCUUCAUGGGCUUGAAGGAUCAUCUGGGGCAUGACUUAGGCCACCUUUAUGUGGGGAGCACUGGCACACAAAUAAAUGCAAUUGUACCUUGGUCGAUGGCGGAGAAGCCAACGAUGGAUAAGGUUAAUUCUAGGAAAGAAGACAGAGAAAAGGAGACAUCUGAAGAGACUUCUGGAAGCUCCAGCUGUGACUCCGAAGAAAGCACAAAUUCUGAUAAUGAUUCAGAGAGACUGAAUAAUUCUGCAUCGGAGUCACAUUUAUUGCCUAAGACUCAUCGACAGCUGUGCCGAUCUCCUUGCUUAGAGCCUCAUAUACUAAAAAGAAAUGAAAUCUUGCAAGACCUUAGGAUAGAAGAGGCUCAGAUAGUACCUAAGGAAGUCAAAAAGCCUCCUGAUGUGGUGAAAGAAUAUCAAACCAAACUGGAGUUUGCACUUAAGUUGGGUUACUCUGAAGAGCAGGUUCAGCUUGUACUAAAUAAACUUGGUACUGAUGCUUUAAUAAAUGAUAUUUUGGGAGAACUUGUCAAACUUGGGAAUAAAACUGAGACUGAUCAGACUGUAACUAAUGCUAACACUAGUGUAAUGCGUGAAGCGUCUUCCAUAGAGUCUCAGAGGUCAGAGUCUCCACUGCAGGAGGAUGUGACAGAGGAUGGAGACAACCUGAGGCCAAUAGUUAUUGAUGGCAGCAAUGUUGCAAUGAGCCAUGGGAACAAAGAAGUAUUUUCUUGUCGAGGAAUCAAAUUGGCAGUAGAUUGGUUUUUGGAAAGAGGCCACAAGGAUGUUACUGUGUUUGUGCCAGCAUGGAGGAAAGAACAGUCGAGACCAGAUGCUCUUAUAACAGAUCAAGAAAUCUUACGUAAAUUAGAGAAGGAGAAGAUUCUUGUGUUCACACCGUCCCGGCGCGUGCAAGGGAGAAGGGUGGUGUGCUACGAUGACCGAUUUAUAGUGAAGUUGGCCUUCGAGUCAGAUGGCAUCAUUGUCUCUAACGAUAACUACAGGGAUCUAGCUAAUGAAAAGCCAGAAUGGAAGAAGUUCAUAGAUGAACGCUUGUUAAUGUAUUCUUUUGUUAAUGACAAAUUUAUGCCUCCUGAUGAUCCUCUUGGCCGCCAUGGUCCAAGUCUGGACAAUUUUCUUAGGAAGAAGCCUAUUGUGCCGGAACAUAAGAAGCAACCCUGUCCAUAUGGGAAGAAAUGUACCUAUGGACACAAAUGCAAAUACUAUCAUCCAGAAAGAGGAAAUCAGCCUCAGCGAUCCGUAGCUGAUGAGCUUCGUGCCAUGUCUAGAAGCACAGCUGCCAAAACUACAAGUGAAGGAGGACUGGUAAAAAGCAAUAGCGUUCCCUGUAGCACUAAAAGCGAUGGCACUUCAGAACUGAAGCGUGCUGCUCCAAAGAGGCAAUCGGAUCCUAGUAUAAGGACUCAAGUCUAUCAAGACUUGGAGGAAAAGCUUCCCACCAAAAACAAAUUGGAAACCAGGUCUGUACCUUCUUUAGUUAGCAUACCAAGUUCCUCUGCUGGAAAACCCCAAAGUACUGCACCUUUAACUAACGGCCUUCCAUCCGGAGUUCACUUCCCACCUCAGGAUCAAAGACCACAGGGACAGUAUCCUACAGUGAUGAUGGCAACCAAAAAUCUUGGAACACCAAUGCCUUAUGACCAGUAUCCAAAAUGUGAGUCUCCGGUGGAUGUAGGGUAUUACUCUAUGCUGAGUGCGUAUUCAAAUCUCAGCAUAUCUGGACCGCGUAGUCCUGAGAGGCGCUUCUCCUUGGACACAGAUUAUCGGAUAAGCUCUGUAGCUUCCGACUGCAGCAGCGAGGGGAGCGUCAGCUGUGGCAGCAGCGACUCCUACGUGGGUUACAGCGACCGCUCUUACAUGAGUUCGCCUGACCCACAGCUGGAGGAGAACUUGAAGUGCCAGCACAUGCACCCCCACGGCCGCCUUAACGCUCAGCCCUUCCUGCAGAGCUACCACGAGCCCCUCCCUCGAGUGCAGAGCUAUAGUCACGAAGAACCAAAGCAUCACCACAAAUCUCCCAUUCCGUAUAUGGCUGUGCAUCUGCAGCAUCCAGCAGUCGGUGCUCGUUCCAGUUGUCCGAACGACUACUCCGCACCUCAGAGCUCGUCUCAUUCGAAGGCACUGCAUCUGGGGAGAGCCCUGGUGUCCACGAGAAUAGACAGCGUUUCAGACUCGCGCUUGUACGAAAACUCGCCGUUAAGACACAGGAAGCCUUACUCUGGCCAGGAAGGGCUGGGAGGUUGGGAUAGGCAGAGUUACGGGAUGGAUGCCUACGGCUACCGCCAGACCUACUCCCUGCCCAGCAACCCCACGCAGCCGUGCUACGAGCAGUUCGCCUUCCAAAGCCUUCCCGAGCAGCAGGACCAGCCCUGGCGCGUACCUUACUGUGGAAUCCCGCAAGACCCCCCAAGGCUCCAAGACACCCGGGAGAAGGUUUACAUUAAUCUCUGCAACAUCUUCCCCCCCGAUCUCGUGAGGAUGGUGAUGAAGAAGAACCCUCACGUGAUGGACGCUCAGCAGCUCGCUGCUGCCAUCUUAGUGGAGAAAUCUCAGCUAGGUUAUUGAGAGAUGACGCAUCUUUGUGGUGUCUCGUAGUUUUCAGCUCAGCUCUAAGGCUGAGGGAGGUUUGCUACAAUAGCAUUUGGGAUCUCCUUCUCAGCAGGGAGGUUAUAUAGUAAUCCGUUUGUGUGAAAUACUGUAUCAUGGAGUCUGUAUGUAUAGCCCCAUGCAUUGGAAGUACCAGAUAAGUUUUGUGUUCUAGUUUGAAAUUUUUUAAAUGACUAUUUUCACAUCUGGAGGAUGUUCCAGUUUAAAUUAAUAUAUAUAUAUAUAUAUAUUAAAAAAAAUCUGUGGUCUCUGGUUAUAAUCUUUGGUGCAUCAGGGGUUUAUAUGCAGCACUUUCUUAUCAUUGUUACAUUUUGUUGGGAUUUUUGGUUUCGUUUUUUAACUUGCUGGAUGCUUAUCCUUGGGCUGUGAGAUAUUAACCUGCAGAAUGAGGAUUUUGCUACUUCUGGCAGGCAAUUUUCAAGCCAAUUUUCAAGCCAAGUUUCUGAACUUUUUAAACCGCCACGAGUAUGUCUCUUGUAUGUUUGUUUGUUUUUGUGAGCUUUUUUGUGCUGUAAUCACCUGUUUGUAGAAAACAAAGAUUUCCUACAGCACUGACUUCAUUUUUUGAAACAAAUAAUUAAGUUACCAGUUAACAGUGAAAUGGGUAACAAUAUAUUGGUAAUUUAUAGUAUGGCACUUUUCGUUGCUUUCUUUGUUUUGCUUAAAUAGUUACACAUUUUUGUUGAUGAAGUCAAUUAGUAAGAUCAGAUGCAAACAGAGGAGGAAAAGAUUUUUUUUUUUGUACUUAUUUAUGGAUAUGUUAAAAGCCUUAUUGCCUGAUUUUCAGAGGUACUGAGAAUUUGCAGCCCCCUUGGAAGCUAAGGGAAACUGCAAAUGCUCAGAGCCACCCCAAGCCAGGCCGCCCUGUUUCAGUUCCCGUGUGUUGUUGCCCUGCUCUGUGUAUCUCUGGUCAGUAGAUGGGGACCUGAAAUCACAGGGCCCUGUUUAGUUGUUUUAUAUGUUUUUCCUUUGUAUUGCUGCACAACUGUACUGGAUAAAAUAUGCUUUUCAUAAAGUAUUUACCUGUUUUUAAAUGAAUUUAAUUAUCUCAAUGCAAGUUUUGUAUUUAAGAUACUGUUUGAUUUUUCUUGCUAUUUAUCAAGGCUGGCCUGAAAAGGUUUUGUGUGUUCAGGAUAUGCAACAUUUAUUAUCUGCACUAUGGUAAUGAUAUUGUAGCUCAAAAUAAUAACUUAAACUUUUUUUUUUUCUUUUUUGGCUGGAGAGGGGAGGGGUAUGGGGAGAGAAGAUACCAUAUGUGUUCCUGGAGUUAGUUUUUCGCUUUUUGCAUUGUGUAGGCCUGAUUCUUGCCACAAAUAGUGUAGUUUUAGAAACAGACUUAGACGAGCCAAGUCUGUUUUAGCAUUAGUAAGGGACAUUUCUGGUUUAAAGUCAUGGGUUUUACUAGCACCUCUUAAGCUUUUAUAUAUAUAUAUAUAUAUAUAUAUAUAUAUAUAUAUAUAUAUAUAUAUAUAUAUAUAUAUAUAUGAAAAAUAGAAAUAGUUUUUGCAAUUGAUGUCAGAUGUACUUCCAUGACAUGAUCAGUUGCCGACAGUUUUAGGUUUCCAUCCAUUGCAAUGAUGUUCAGUGUUAAAAAAAUGUCACUCGUUUACACUAUUACAGCUGAUAAUUUUGGUACACUUGCUGGAGUUUUAAGUAAGGCCCUGAAGAACCAGAAAGUACCUUUUACUGUUGAUACAAAUUGUAUCUUUUUAACUGAGAACUAUUUUGAUUUGUAGAUUAGAAAUACAAAUGUAAAAUUAUAACUAGUGUUUUGGGCAACAUUUUAUCCCUUAUUUAAAAAUUAGAGAUUUCAGACAUAGAAUAGAUCUAGGCAAGUAAAAGUAGGUAUUUAUUUAGGUGUCUGUCUCAAUUUCACAUACUAAAAUAAAAAAAAUAGACUAUUGGCAUCUUCUUCCUUCUAAAAUCUUUGUAGUGGGAACUCACUAAAAUAAAGGUAAAAUGCUGCCUGAAAAUGAUGUCCAAGCACCUUUGAAUACGAAGACAUUUUCACUACUUGUGUGACACCAUGUGUUGCAGCAAGUAGGGUUUGGGUAUACAGUAAAUGCUUCUAAAGAGCAUUGUGCUAUAGACAUAUCCAAUAAUCUGAACCAUGUUCAGCAAACCAAUUCAGGACGUGGUGCUCCUGCAGCUUCCACUGCUGGAGCGCUGCAGGUUCUGCCAUUGCCUGUCCCCGUGGCAAGGCCAGAGGGGAUCUACACCAUCUGUCCUGCGUUGUCUGUUCAGGGAGAAGACCUCUUCACCUGUGGCAACAGUUUUUCCCUGGAUUUGGUUGGUCGCCAUCCGUAGAGCAUGUUUUAAUGUAGAGAUUGAUGCAGCACUGACGCUGAGGUUUGGACUGGGAAAUGGGUCUCAUCUUAGUUGUAUGCUAAGAUUUGGUUAAACUGAAUUACACUGAAGUACUACACCAUAGUGUAGGUGCAGCUGUUUUAAUAAUGCAGUUAUUGUGUUUGUGGUUUUAAUGGGUUUCUAUGUUUAUUUUUUAUGUAGGUAUUGACUUCUGCCAAAAGUUCAAUUCCUUUAAGCCUGAACUGAAAUGUGCAUAUGUAAUAGAAGUGUUUUGUGUUUUUUCCUGUGGUGUGGGCACCAGGAUGCUCCUGCCACGCGCAUGUCACAGUCUGGCCUAGAGCAGGGGCUCAGCAGGCUUAGCCACUGGGAUAUCUGUGUGAGGAGCUGCACGGCCCAGGCCUGAGUUAUCAGUGUCCAUUGCCUCUGCACACAGCCAGGGCAGAAUUGAAUCCUCAAAGGGUGGUGAUCGCUAGGGAGUUCUUGUGAUAGGUUCUGUGCUUUGCACCCAAGCACUGAAAAUGCUUUAAAAAUACAAGAGCGGGAGUAAUUUGGUGGAUUUUAACGUUGUGCAAUGAUGUGCUAGUUCCCCUUAGACUCGCUUAUGUUGGGUAAAGGAAAUUUGCUGUGGACAAAAUGUUUGCCUUGAUACUUCCUUUUGUUUUGCUGUGGUAACAGAUGGAGGAAUUGUGUGUGAACAUCUCCACGAUGAGAUCAGUCUGUACAUUUAAUAACUUCUACAGAGUACACCAGUAACAAACAUGGAUGCAGUGAUACUGUUCAAAUACUACCUUUGUCUGUGUAAUUGCAUUGAUGCAAAUAACUGAGCUGUAACCUCCCAUGAUCCUUAAACAGCAGAGGUAAUUCAGUGAUACUGUCUUGGCCCCAGCUGAGUGCCAGACAUGCAAUGAAGGAUUUAGUACCCUCAAGUUAGAGCUGUCCCUCAGCUAAGAAGAGGGCAAAACUUCCCUUUGUCUUCAGUACUUGAGAGUUGUUUUUAUACUAAGCGGAAACUCUGUAUUUUUAGAUAAAAUCCCAAGCUGUUAUAACUGCAUCAGUAACAGUAUAUAGAUACACAGUAUUUUUAAUGCACAUACAUUAGGCAUCUCCCCACAACUGUUUUCAAUACAACAACAUGUUGCAAAUAUUUAAGAGUUUUUAAGUAUGUCCUGUAGAUAACUAACUUUGAGCUAAAUAUACCCAGGCUAUGACAGUAUUAAUCACUUUGUUGUUUUUUACUUUUUCAAAUAUGUGUAAUAUAUAUAUA